AUGUCGUUUAAUGUUCUCGUUCUCGGAGAAGGUGGUCGUGAGCAUGCACUCAUCUGGAAACUUUCGCAAUCACCCAAGAUUGGUAAGAUAUUUUGUGCUCCUGGUAACGGAGGUAUUGCCUCGAUGAAAAAUGUUACCUGCGUUCCUAUUGGAUUGUCUUCAUCGGACUAUCCAGAGCUUACUUCAUUUGCACUUAAAAAUGAUGUUAAGUUAGUGGUUCCUGGCCCUGAGCAGCCUCUUGUUGAUGGUGUUGCCGAUGCUUUUGCAAAAAUCGGUAUUCCUUCAUUUGGUCCUUCUUCUACUGCAGCCCGCAUGGAAGGUUCCAAAGCUUUUGCAAAAGAUUUCAUGAAAAAGCACGGUAUUCCAACUGCUACUUAUCAGAAUUUUACUGAUUAUGAAGAGGCUAAAAGGUACGUCCAAAACUGUAACACGAAGGUCGUUAUCAAAGCUUCAGGAAUCGCCGCCGGAAAAGGUGUCAUAAUUCCAGAAAAUAAAGAUGAAGCAUUACUAGCACUUAAGGAGAUAAUGGUGGACCGUAAUUUUGGUGCUGCAGGUUCUGAAGUUGUGGUUGAAGAAUACCUGGAAGGUGACGAGUUAUCUAUACUUUGUAUAAGUGAUGGUUAUUCUUAUGUCUAUCUUCCACCAGCUCAGGACCAUAAGCGCGUGGGCAAUGGUGAUACUGGACUUAAUACCGGUGGUAUGGGUGCCUAUGCUCCUGCACCUCUGGCUACUCCUUCUCUUCUAUCUAAAAUAGAGAAGACCAUCUUGAAACCAAGUAUUGAUGGUAUGAGAAAAGAUGGUUAUCCUAUGGUCGGUGUUUUGUUUGUUGGUUUGAUGAUCAGCCCUCAAGGUGAGCCUAAGGUUCUAGAAUAUAAUGUGAGGUUUGGUGACCCAGAAACUCAGACCGUUCUUCCUUUGAUGAAAAGUGAUCUUCUAGACUUAAUGAUUGCCACUGUUGAGCAUCGUCUUGAUAGUGUGCCCUUCAGUAUCUAUGAAGGAAAGUCAAGUGCUACGGUUGUCAUGGCGGCUUCCGGUUAUCCAGUGAAAUAUAAUAAAGGAGAUAAAAUAUCCAUUAAGGAGCCUUUACCGGAGGAUACAUUCAUUUUUCAUGCAGGAACAAAGCUUGUUAAUGGCUCUCUUGUCACCGCUGGUGGUCGUGUUAUUGCUGCUACUGCGAUAUCUGAUACCCUUAAGGAUGCGGUUAAGAAAGCAUAUGUGGGGGUUGGCUUUGUUACAUUCACAGGCAAGUACACGAGGGACGAUAUAGCUCACAGAGCCUUUGACUCGAAAAUUGUGGACGGUAAUACUUUAACUUAUGAAGCAGCAGGUGUCUCCGUUGAUGCCGGUAAUAAGUUGGUUGAAAAUAUUAAAAAGAUGGUCAAGUCAACAUCUAGACCUGGAGCAAAUCCAGAACUCGGUGGUUUCGGUGGUCUUUUCGACCUUAAGGCUGCUGGUUACAAUGAUAUUGAUAACACACUUCUUGUCGGAGCAACUGAUGGUGUUGGUACAAAGCUUCGUAUUGCGCAGAUUCUCGAUGUACAUGACACGGUGGGAAUUGAUUUAGUGGCAAUGAAUGUUAACGAUUUGGUCGUUCAGGGUGCUGAGCCUCUUAUGUUUUUAGAUUAUUUUGCAACGGGUCAUUUAGAUUUACCUGUCGCUCAGAGUUUUGUUCGUGGUGUUGCCGAUGGCUGUAAACAGGCUGGAUGUGCUUUGGUUGGAGGUGAAACUUCAGAAAUGCCUGGGAUGUAUCCGCCUGGACAUUAUGAUACUAACGGAACUGCUGUUGGUGCGGUUUUGAAGGAUGAAAUGCUUCCUCGUACGGACGAAAUGGGUGCCGGAGACAUUUUGCUUGGAAUUGCUUCAAACGGUAUUCAUUCCAAUGGUUAUUCAUUGGUGAGAAAAAUAAUUGAAAGUAGUAGUUACAGCUACACUGAUCCUGCUCCAUGGAAUCCUAAGUCUACUAUUGGCAGAGAAGUUCUUAUUCCAACAAGAAUUUACGUCAAACAGCUUCUUCCAUCAAUAAAGUCUGGGUUAAUUUUGGGUUUAGCCCACAUUACAGGUGGAGGUUUGAUUGAAAAUGUUCCUCGCGCCUUGCCUGAUAAUGUUACAGCCAAGAUUGACAUUUCCACGUGGGAGGUUCCGGAGAUUUUCAAGUGGCUCGGCAAAGAAGGUAAUGUCCCGAUCCCAGAUAUUCUAAAAACGCUCAAUCUUGGUGUUGGUAUGGUUGUGAUAGUGAAAGCAAUAAAUGUCGAAAGGGUCACUGAGAAUUUGACUAAGGCAGGUGAAACUGUGUACAAAAUUGGUAAACUUGUGAAGCGGAUGCCCGGUAUGGUCGGCUGUAUUGUUGACAAUGCUGAAGGAUUGUAUUGA
This is a messenger RNA of Brettanomyces bruxellensis, 2370 nucleotides long. RefSeq names its product Bifunctional purine biosynthetic protein ade1. Gene Ontology annotation, biological process: adenine biosynthetic process; 'de novo' IMP biosynthetic process. Lineage: Eukaryota; Fungi; Ascomycota; Pichiomycetes; Pichiales; Pichiaceae. Gene Ontology annotation, molecular function: phosphoribosylformylglycinamidine cyclo-ligase activity; ATP binding; phosphoribosylamine-glycine ligase activity. The record is from RefSeq and is a predicted model, not a curated record. Bases 1 to 2370 code for a protein of 789 amino acids. Gene Ontology annotation, cellular component: cytosol. The transcript has a single exon.